CCCGGCACCCGCAGCGACCGCAACGGUGGCCAAGGUGCGCAGUGCUUGGCGCGAUGGGGCUGCCCGAGGAGCGGCGCAAGAGCGGCAGCGGGAGCCGGGCUCGGGAGGAGACCGGCGCCGAAGGCCGGGUGCGGGGUUGGUCCCCGCCGCCGGAGGUCAGACGCUCGGCGCACGUCUCCUCUCUGCAGCGCUACCGCGAGCUGCACCGGCGUUCCGUGGAGGAGCCGCGGGAGUUUUGGGGAAGCAUUGCCAAGGAAUUUUAUUGGAAAACCCCAUGCCCUGGCCCAUUCCUCCAGUACAACUUCGAUGUGACCAAAGGGAAAAUAUUCACCGAGUGGAUGAAAGGAGCAACUACCAACAUCUGCUACAAUGUGCUGGAUCGAAAUGUCCAUGAGAAAAAACUUGGCGAUAAAGUUGCUUUUUACUGGGAGGGCAAUGAGCCAGGGGAGACCACCAAGAUCACAUACCGUGAACUUCUGGCCCAAGUGUGUCAGUUCAGCAAUGUUCUCCGUAAACAGGGCAUUCAGAAGGGUGACCGAGUGGCCAUCUACAUGCCUAUGAUCUUGGAACUCGUGGUGGCUAUGCUGGCCUGUGCCCGCCUUGGAGUUUUGCACUCCAUUGUGUUUGCAGGCUUCUCUGCAGAGUCUCUCUGUGAAAGGAUCUUGGAUUCCAGAUGCAGCCUUCUCAUCACCACAGAUGCCUUCUACAGGGGGGAAAAGCUCGUGAACCUGAAGGAGCUGGCUGAUGAGUCCCUGGAGAAAUGCCAAGAGAAGGGUUUCCCAGUGAGAUGUUGCAUUGUGGUCAAACAUCUGGGGCGGGCAGAGCUGGGCAUGAAUGACUCCCCCACCCGGUCUCCCCCAAUUAAGAGGCCGUGUCCAGAUGUCCAGAUCUCUUGGAAUGAAGGGGUUGACUUGUGGUGGCAUGAGCUCAUGCAAGAGGCAGGGGAAGAGUGUGAGCCGGAGUGGUGUGAUGCGGAGGACCCACUCUUCAUCUUGUAUACCAGCGGUUCCACGGGCAAGCCUAAGGGUGUGGUGCACACAACUGGAGGCUACAUGCUCUAUGUGGCUACAACUUUCAAGUAUGUGUUUGACUUCCACCCGGAGGAUGUGUUCUGGUGUACAGCAGACAUUGGCUGGAUCACUGGCCAUUCCUAUGUCACCUACGGGCCACUGGCCAAUGGUGCCACCAGUGUUUUGUUUGAGGGGAUCCCCACAUAUCCAGAUGAGAGUCGCUUGUGGAGCAUUGUGGACAAAUACAAGGUGACCAAGUUCUACACAGCACCAACAGCAAUCCGGAUGCUCAUGAAGUUUGGAGAUGAACCUGUCACCAAGCAUAGCCGGGCAUCCUUGCAGGUGCUGGGCACAGUAGGUGAACCCAUCAACCCUGAAGCCUGGCAAUGGUACCACCGGGUAGUAGGUUCCCAGCGUUGCCCCAUUGUGGACACCUUCUGGCAAACAGAAACCGGUGGCCAUAUGCUGACCCCUCUCCCUGGCGCCACACCCAUGAAGCCUGGUUCUGCUUCUUUCCCGUUCUUUGGUGUCGCACCUGCAAUCCUGAAUGAGUCUGGGGAAGAGCUGGAAGGUGAAGCUGAAGGCUAUCUGGUGUUCAAGCAGCCCUGGCCAGGGAUCAUGCGCACGGUUUACGGGAACCACACGCGUUUUGAGACCACCUACUUUAAGAAGUUCCCUGGCUACUACGUGACAGGAGAUGGCUGCCGCCGGGAUCAGGAUGGCUAUUACUGGAUCACUGGCAGGAUUGAUGACAUGCUCAAUGUAUCUGGACAUCUUCUGAGUACAGCAGAGGUGGAAUCGGCACUUGUAGAACAUGAGGCUGUGGCAGAGGCAGCUGUGGUGGGCCACCCUCAUCCCGUGAAGGGCGAAUGCCUCUACUGCUUUGUCACCCUGUGUGAUGGCCACACCUUCAGCUCUACCCUCACCGAGGAACUCAAGAAGCAGAUUAGGGAAAAGAUUGGCCCCAUUGCCACACCAGACUACAUCCAGAAUGCACCUGGCCUGCCUAAAACACGCUCAGGCAAAAUCAUGAGGCGAGUUCUCCGGAAGAUUGCUCAGAAUGACCAUGACCUGGGAGACACGUCUACAGUGGCGGACCCAUCUGUCAUCAAUCAGCUCUUCAGUCACCGCUGCCUGACCACGCAGUGAUCAUGACUCUGGUCCAGGAUUUCCCUGUGCUUGGCUCUCCGACCUUCUGCCCAUCCACCCUGCCCCCUGCCCAGGAGUACAAGAGCCAACGCUGGCUGACACUUCAGCUGAAACUAGGGAGCCAGUUUCCUAGACUAGCGGGUAGAAGGGACAGGGCACAGGUCAACUUCAGACUGAUAUGCUCCCAGACCACAGAGAGGUCUCCAAGCCCAGGGCAGAGACUUGACACCUGUCCUCAACCACAGUGAGCUAUUCAGAGUGUAAGUGAGGGCCUCUACAGAAGCAGGGAAGUAGCUCUAAUCCCUUCAGCUUUCUGGAAAGCACCAGUUCUUAUCUUGGGCAAACCCAAGCCUUUAGAAAUGACAGUUUGUGAGUCUAUGAAUAAUUAUUUUUUUAAAAUCCCUUGUUGUUUCUGUUCUGAGUCUGAAUUCCUUGCUAGAUGGUAGCACUGUCUGCCCAUUUGCUCUGGAGACUGUGCGGGUGGGUUCAUUCUGCAGCGUGUUUUCCUAUCAGCUGCUUCAUUGAAAGAAUAAGAAAUGCUCUGUUCCCAUAACCAAGGGAGUAACCUUCCCCGUCCUGCCCCACGAACAGAAGAACCAUGCCCAUAAAGGGCACUCUUGGUGAAACUCUCUUCUUGUACCUUUUGUGCUCAAGACUCACUGUUGAAGGAAUAAAGUUUAUGAGCUCAAGAAGAGAA
Molecule: messenger RNA, 2856 nt
Organism: Arvicola amphibius (Eurasian water vole)
Lineage: Eukaryota; Metazoa; Chordata; Mammalia; Rodentia; Cricetidae
Gene: Acss2
Product: acyl-CoA synthetase short chain family member 2
Exons: 18
Coding region: 54-2159 (701 amino acids)
Biological process (GO): acetyl-CoA biosynthetic process
Cellular component (GO): cytoplasm
Molecular function (GO): acetyl-CoA synthetase activity
Source: RefSeq, a predicted model, not a curated record